Messenger RNA from Bipolaris maydis ATCC 48331, 1593 nucleotides. Its product is annotated as plasma-membrane choline transporter-domain-containing protein. The record is from RefSeq and is a predicted model, not a curated record. NCBI's taxonomy places the organism in Eukaryota, Fungi, Ascomycota, Dothideomycetes, Pleosporales, Pleosporaceae. Gene Ontology annotation, cellular component: plasma membrane. Gene Ontology annotation, molecular function: transmembrane transporter activity. Gene Ontology annotation, biological process: transmembrane transport.
AUGACUUCCCAGGGGCAAGCUGCCGACUACUAUUCAGGCGGCGCACCGCCCCAGCAACCUCAGGGCGCAUACUACCAGGGUCAGCCUUACGGACAGCAGCCUCCCCAGUACAACCAGGGCUAUGCGCCGCCCCAAGGACCACCACCAAUGCAGCAAAACAACGGAUAUCAGCAGAGUGGCUAUGGCAACGAGAAGCAGAGCUUUGAGCAGACAUUCAAGCUCGACAAGCCAAAGUACAAUGACUGGUGGGCGGGUCUGCUCUUCAUCGCCGUGUUUCUGGGUUAUGUUGCUGUGAGCGCAAUCUCCAUUCGAGGAUAUGCGCGAACCAACAGUGGAGGCAUCUACGGCAACAAUACUAACAAUUUCGCGCUCAAUUCCAACACGAUUAUCCUUUUCGCAUUCGUUCUCGGCAUGGCUACUGUCUUCAGCUACGCGUACAUCUGGGCGGCGCGCAAGUUCACCAAGCAGUUCAUCUGGAUCACCGGCAUCCUCAACAUUGUAUUUGGCUUUGUCACGGCCAUUUACAUGCUUUCCAGACGGUACUGGUCUGGAGGCAUUGUCUUUCUGAUCUUCAGCAUUUUCUACGUCUUCUGCUUCAUCAGCUGGAUUCCCAGGAUCCCGUUCAGUGUACUCAUGCUGCAGACUGUGAUUGACGUGUCGAAGAGGUACGGACAUACCUACCUUGUCUCGUUGGGCGGCGGAAUCUUUGCUGCGGCACUGGGUGCAUGGUACUCGGUUACACUGGUCUCGAUUUAUGUCCAGUAUACGCCGAACGGAGCAAACUCCAAUUGUAGGAACGGCGUUGGCAAUUGCGGCAAUGGCAAGGUCAUUGGUCUGCUUGUCUUUGUCACAUUUGCCAUGUACUGGAUCUCAGAGUGGCUCAAGAACACCAUCCAUGUCACCAUUUCUGGCGUGUAUGGCUCGUGGUUUUUUGCGCCCAACGCUAUGCCUCGAGGCGCAACUCGGGGUGCGUUCAAGCGCGCCAUGACAUACAGUUUCGGCAGCAUCAGUCUUGGAAGCUUGCUCGUGGCCAUUAUCCAGUUCCUGCGACAGGUUUGCUCCGCUGCUCAACGUAACGCAUCUGGCGAGGGAAAUCUGGUCGGAACAAUCCUGUUCUGUAUACUCGGCUGCAUCAUCUCCCUUCUGGAGUGGGCGGUUGAGUUCUUGAACAGAUAUGCGUUCAGUUACAUUGCACUCUACGGAAAGAGUUACAUUGCGGCUGCGAAGAAUACGUGGAGGAUGAUCAAGGAUCGCGGUAUCGAUGCGCUCGUCAACGAGUGCUUGAUCGGACCGGUGCUCUCCAUGGGCGCCACCUUCAUCGCAUACGCAUGCGCACUGCUGGCCUAUCUGUACCUCAUCUUCACCUCUCCAGCGUACAACGCGGAUGGAGGAUACACGCCGGUUGUGGUGGCUUUUGCUUUCCUGAUUGGGCUGCAAAUCUGCAAAAUCUUCACGACGCCGUUGAGCAGCGGCAUCGACACGAUCUUUGUUGCGAUGGCGUGGGACCCCGAUGUCCUCAUGCGCGAGCACCCGGACCUCUACCACCGCAUGGUAGCUGUGUACCCACAUGUCCAGCAGGCCAUUCACGCCUAG